AUAUCCUCAAUGUCCUGGCUUAAAUCCUAUCGUGUCCCCGGGAAGAAGACUUUCCAUUGCUUGGAGCCAGUAUCAGGAUCUAGAUAUUUCCAGGCGUUAGAGAACCGCACAUCACUUUCCACUAUGGCGACAACAGCGCUACAAGGAUGGCAUCCAGGCGAGCUGGCCGUCCAACGCAAGUUUGGAUUUGCGGAUGCCGUCAAUGAUCACUGGCUCCGUAUAAGCAACUUUCUGCCUGAGCAGCACCGCAAUUUCCACACGUCCAAAAUCCCAUUUCUUCCAAUUACGACUAUUGAUGAGGACGGCCGUCCUUGGGCAUCGGUUGUUGCUGGACUUACCGGUGAGACCGGGUUCGUGAAAUGUCCGGAUCCACAAACUCUUACCAUCAGCAUUGGAAUUUGGGAAGGAGAUCCACUUCUGAAUACUGUGAAAGCAUGGAUCAACCCGAAGCACCGACUGGUUGCGGCACCAGAGAGAUUCCUGAUUGCUGGCUUGGGUAUCGACUUCGCAACACGCAGGCGCAACAAAUUUGCGGGACUUAUACGAAGUGUGAGUUCUACUACAGAGUCAGAGUAUCACUUUAACUUGCAAGUCACGGAGGCCUUGGGAAAUUGCCCAAAGUACAUCAAUAUCCGAAAGCUUAUUCCUUACCCACAUACCCGACCUGUGGUUGCGCAUAGGCAUCAACACCUGGAACCCCAUCAACGCCUACCAAAAGAGGUAGUUGAGUUCAUCCUCAAUUCUGACACAGUAUUUGUGGGCUCUAUUUACAAAUCAGAGACUUUAACAGCGACGAAAUUCCCUUCACACGCGGGUAUGAAUGUCAGAAGCGGCUUACCAGGGUUCGUGCGCGUCAGCCCAUCUGAUGGCCGAACCGUGAUACUUCCAGACUAUUCAGGAAAUAGAUUUCUUUCCAGCCUAGGAAACAUCGAGAGUAGUAGACUGGCUGGCUUAACCAUGGUUUCUUUCACAACCGGCGAUAUCCUCUAUAUGACUGGUGCAGCUGAGAACAUUGUGGGGCCAUCUGCAGUAAAGAUCAUGGCCAGGCAUACGACCAUCAUGUCACUGCGGGUUUCGGCGUUUGUUUUCGUUCGAGAUGCUCUUCCUGUUCGACAACAACCCGGCACCUCUAUUGAGCGCAGUCCGUAUAGUCCAAAGGUCAAAUACCUCGUGGAAGAGAGGGAGAAUCAGUCCAGUGUUGCUGGGCAAUGUCAAGCACUGCUUCAAAAAGCAGUCCAGCUUUCCCCCGAUCUUGCCGUGUUCAGGUUCAAAGUAAUUACUAAAUCUGGUGUUAAUGACCUGAACAUCCGCCCUGGACAGGCUAUCGUGCUGGACUUUAUGGACUGGAUUAAUCGGCCCCAAUAUCAGCAUAUGGCAGAUUCUGCUCCGGGAUCCCUCAACGACGAUCGUGUGCGUACGUGGACUGUGUCUAGUACCCAUGAAAAACAGAAUGUAUCAUGGUUUGAGUUGACAAUGCGCGAGAUGAAAGGGGGCGCCGUAACAGGUGCUCUGUUUGAUAUACUGAGGAAACACUCAUCGAAUGAAUUGGGACGGCUUGUGUUGUUUGAUGUUCCUGUUUGUGCAGACAUCAUCGGCACCACAGGCGAUUUUUCCUUGAGUCAUGACAAGGUCAAUGUGCUAUGGGUAGCGGGGGGAUUGGGAUAA
This is a messenger RNA of Penicillium samsonianum, 1665 nucleotides long. RefSeq lists its product as uncharacterized. The transcript is spliced from 2 exons. The coding region runs from base 10 to 1665 and encodes 551 amino acids. Lineage: Eukaryota; Fungi; Ascomycota; Eurotiomycetes; Eurotiales; Aspergillaceae. The record is from RefSeq and is a predicted model, not a curated record.